Ictalurus furcatus (blue catfish) is the source of this 6094-nucleotide messenger RNA. It is a transcript of the gene mtmr4, whose product is annotated as myotubularin related protein 4. The coding region runs from base 2543 to 5833 and encodes 1096 amino acids. Gene Ontology annotation, biological process: dephosphorylation; regulation of autophagy. The transcript is spliced from 19 exons. NCBI's taxonomy places the organism in Eukaryota, Metazoa, Chordata, Actinopteri, Siluriformes, Ictaluridae. Gene Ontology annotation, molecular function: phosphatidylinositol-3,5-bisphosphate 3-phosphatase activity; protein phosphatase binding; metal ion binding. The record is from RefSeq and is a predicted model, not a curated record.
AAAUGUUUGUUUCUUCUAGUUUCUAAAUUAACAAAGUAUUUUUUAAAAAUUCUUUUAUAAUUUUUUAUCAAGAUUCAGAUGAUCAAAUUUAGCGGGAUGUUUCAGUUCAUGUUUUGGUUACUUGUAGCUAAGGUUUUUUUUUGUUUUGUUUGGUUCUGUUUUUUUGUGGUUUCUUUGGAAUACCAUUAGAGAUCCGAGUACUUUACCAUUUUAUGUCCGUUAGUUAGCUCCUGAAGUUUUGAUAAGGGCAAAUAAGAAAAUGUAAUGUGCUUUUUCCAUUUGUAGGUACUCGAGUCAGAAAAUGCUACUUUCCUUUUGAGAUGGUGUGUGUGUGCGUGUGUAUAGAACUUGAAUUGUGAUCUCAAAUGAGUAACAGGUGGAGUAAACUAAGCCUCAGCAAGAGUUUGUGUCAGGAGCGCAUGUGGUCAAUUUAUUGUCAGUACAAUACAGGGUGCAGUCAGGUGAGGACGUGCAUGCACAAACCUGCUUUGUACUGUAGAGGGUUUGACUGAGGGAAUGUGAACCUGAACUGACAUGAAAAGAGAACACCACCUAUAGAAAAACUUUUCAUAAGAGUGCCACCUGUAUGCAUUGUAAGCAUAUAGGAAAUAGUUUGUACCACAAUGGUAGUGGUCUGGGCUUCUGCAAAUCCCUUGGCUCAAUCGAGACAAAAGCUGUGAAAUGUUUAGCUCCACCCACUUUGAUUUUGCCAAAAAACAAGUACAACAUUUUGCAGAGCUUUCGGAAGAGUAAAAUAUUUUUCAGAAUAAAUAAAGCAGAGAUGCUGCACCAUUUGCCUGGAAUGAUGUCGCUCAUGGUAACUGACUCAACUGACCGUAUCUUUUACAAACAAUGAACAAAUCUGUUAAAACUUGGUACACUUAAUCAUUGGACCAAUUUAAAUGGUUGCACCCAAUAGCAUGCAAAUAUUCCACAGUGGUGUGCUAUAGCGUCCCAAUAGCUGUUUCUCAUGAACUGAUUCUUCUGAUUAAGUUGACAUAUUUUUAAAAUCUUUUUUUUCUUUUUCUUUUGUUUUCUUUUCUCUCUUCUCCUUUAACAAAUCAGUAACACUGGCUUCCAGGACAAGAAUAUUGUGUCUGGGCUAUUCAUUGAUUUAUUUUAGUUUAUAUAUAUUUUUUUAUAAUUGUUUGGUGGACAAGUAGGCUCAGUAGUUUAUAGACUACUUGCUUUAGAAUUUCACAAAACAAAAGCUUUUUUCCCCUUUUUUCUUUUGGCAUGCAUGUUUAACAAAAAUGCGCUUUACAAUUAAGGUGGCACCACACGUGUCAGCUUUUUACUAUAUGUAUUAAUUUGCUGGCAUGAAUAACAUGGCCUUUUGAGAAUCAGGACCAUGCAGGUUUGUUAGGGAAAAACUCACAAAGCUAAGCAAUAUAAAGUGCAGCACUAAGCUGUCAUAUAGCGCCCAUGCUAGCACAACCUUGCGUAAAAAAAUAAAGAUGCUAGCCAGACUCUUGUAUGUGUGAUUUGAAAAGAAACCUUCACAGCUCGUAGCCAAACACUGGCUAAUGACUUACUAACUUUUUUUGUGAAGUUGCUGAGACACUUUCUUGCCUGAUGGGGUAGGUAAUGAUUUUAAGAUUUCUGCAUUCCUGGUCUUGUGGUUUUAUUUUGAGGGGGAAAAAAACAUGGCUAUCAUUGGCCAUGGCUAGCUUUUAACAUAUUUUCAUGAAAAUUGUUCAGAGAGAAGUAGUGAUGGCAGCAGAAAAGACGAUGAUUUUUGGUUCUGGAUGAGGUCUGGCAUUUUGAUUUGUAUGACUUCAUGCAGUUGAGUUCAUGGUGGCCAAAAUUGAAAAUUGUUUUGUGGGGUUGAAAGAGUUGUCUGCUGAGACUGGUGAACACACAUCAAUAGGUGGUGCUGUGGCAGUCAUUCAGUAUUAAGUCUACUUAUGAAUUAGUGCUUGGACCCCAAAGAUUGUUUGUGGGAUGCUUUUUUUUUUUUUCUUUCUUUCUUUUUUCUUCCAUCUCCCCCUCAUUUGAAUAAUUUGUAUUAAAAAUUAUUUUCCUACUGUAUGAACCCUUCCCUCAACAUUUUACAUUCUGUGUGUUUACAGGGGCACUGUCUAUCAUAACCUUGAAAAUGUCUAGACUUGUUUAAAGCAUUUGAAGCAUGUUCCAUACUUCUGUCAAACAGUAGUGAGAGCAGUGCAGACAUGGUGAGAGGCUGGUGGUGAGAAGCUGAGGGUGGAAAAAGAAAUAAACAAAGAACAAGCGCGAGAGAGAGAGAGAGAGAGAGAGAGAGAGAGAUUGUGUGUGUGUGUGUGAGAUCAGUGGGAGUGGACAGGGGAGGAGUGCGCUCACUGGCUCUUUGGAAGCUGAGUACUAGAGCAAGUGUGUAAAGUUUGCUCAAACUUUUCCUUUGGUAAACUCUUCUGUCGAAGUAUAACUACGUGUCUGACCAGUGACUUUUUGCCCAGGUAGGAAAUUACUCUCAAAGAAGGAGCCCACAUAGAACCACAGGAAGAGAAAGCAGGAGCGCUGGAGGAGCCAGAGUCGAGACCCGCUUAACACAUCUGUCGACAACAUGGGUGAGGAGGGGCCUCCCAGUUUGGAGUACAUCCAGGCCAAGGACCUGUUCCCCCAGAAAGAGCUGGUCAAAGAAGAUGACAGUCUACAGGUGCCUUUCCCAGCGCUUCAAGGCGAAGGGGUGGAGUUUCUGGGCCGUGCCGAUGAUGCAAUCAUUGCCAUCUCGAACUACAGACUGCAUAUUAAAUUCAAAGACUCCAUUAUCAAUGUGCCUCUCAGGCUGAUUGAGAGUGUGGAGAGCAGAGAUAUGUUCCAGCUGCACAUCAUCUGUAAGGACUCCAAAUUAGUGAGGUGUCACUUCUCCACGUUUAAGCAGUGUCAGGAGUGGCUGAAGAGGCUGAAUCGAGCUAUAGCUCACCCCUCGCGCCUGGAGGACCUGUUCGCUCUGGCCUACCAUGCAUGGAGCCUCGGGGGCUGUGCUGAUGACGAAGACCAGCACCUACAUCUCUGCAGACCAGGUGAUCAUGUUCGUCACAGGAUGGAGAUGGAGGUGAGGAGAAUGGGCUUUGACAUGCAGAAUGCUUGGAGAGUGUCCGACAUCAACAGCAACUACAAACUUUGCUCCAGUUAUCCUCAGAAGCUCUUGGUGCCGGUGUGGAUCACAGAUAAAGAACUGGAAAGUGUGGCCUCUUUCAGGUCCUGGAAGAGAAUCCCAGUAGUGGUGUACAGGCACCUGAAGAAUGGUGCAGUGAUAGCACGCUGCAGCCAGCCUGAGAUCAGCUGGUGGGGAUGGAGGAACACUGAGGACGAGUACCUGGUCACAUCUAUCGCCAAAGCCUGCGCACUGGAUCCAGGACCCCGGGCAUCCUGCAGGAUACGAGGGGACGGGGCAGACACUUCCGACUGCGACUUCGACUCCACCCUGGCGGUGGGUUCCGGUCCUGAUGCCAGCACUGCACCACAAAAGCUGCUGAUCCUGGAUGCACGAUCCUACACUGCUGCAGUGGCCAACCGCGCCAAGGGGGGUGGCUGUGAGUGUGAAGAGUACUACCCUAACUGUGAGGUGAUGUUCAUGGGCAUGGCUAAUAUCCACUCCAUCAGGAACAGUUUCCAGUCUCUGAGAGCUGUGUGCAGUCAAAUCCCUGAUCCUGGCAACUGGCUCUCUGCACUAGAGAGCACACGCUGGUUGCAGCACCUGUCCGUCAUGCUGAAGGCGGCCACUCUGGUGAGUUCUGCUGUGGAGAGAGAGGGACGUCCAGUACUAGUACACUGCUCUGACGGCUGGGACCGCACGCCCCAGAUUGUGGCUCUUGCUAAGGUCCUGCUUGACCCCUACUACAGAACCAUUGAGGGUUUCCAGGUGCUGGUAGAAACGGAGUGGCUGGAUUUUGGUCAUAAAUUUGCCGACCGCUGCGGUCACUGCGAGAACGUGGAAGACGUGAACGAGCAAUGCCCGGUCUUCCUGCAGUGGCUCGACUGCGUCCAUCAGCUCUUGAAACAGUUUCCCUGCCUGUUCGAGUUCACCGAGGCCUUUCUGGUGAAGCUGGUGCAGCACACGUACUCUUGUCUGUAUGGAACAUUCCUGUGUAAUAACGCCCGGGAACGAGAAUCUCGAAACAUCUACAAGCGGACCUGCUCUGUCUGGUCCCUGCUCCGUGCCGGCAACAAGAACUUUCAAAACUUUCUCUACAUCCCCACCCAUGACAUGGUCUUGCAACCGGUGUGUCACACGCGAGCGUUGCAGUUGUGGACGGCUGUGUACCUGCCCACCUCGUCCCCGUGCACCGCAGCCGAGGACACUAUGGAACUCUACCUGAGCCCCUCGUCGCAGGGAGAGGAGCUCACGUCACGCUCGCUCGACAGGCUACCCAAGACGCGUUCAAUGGAAAACUUGGUAUGCGCUUUUGAAAAUGGCGUAGCCCUCACCCGCACUUCCAGCGAUCCCAACCUCAACAAGCACUGCCAAGAGGGACGGCCCCCUCUGGAGCCAAUGAUGGGCCAGGGUGCCAGUUUCACAGACAACCUAGAGUUUACCUCUGACAUCAAACUGUGUAGUGAGGACCAGGAAGUGGGUACAUGUGAGGAGACUCCACCCUCGCUCUCUCCAAAGUCUGAUCAGGACAGCUGUGCGAAUACCGAGCCAGAAUUGUGUCUCACCACACAGCCCUUGCCAUCAUUGCCUCAUCCUUUAACGUUAGACCCGGUUUCUCCUCGGUCACAAGCCCCGCCUGUUUUACACCAAACUUUGCUUCAAAUCACCAGCCCUCCCCUCCCACCAUUACCACAGGAAGUGCAGGAUAGGACUAUUAAUACCACUUACAUGUUCACUACUACUGAGGAACCACCUAAUGCUCUGAUCUCAAAUGGCAUAGAGAAAGAAAAGAGCACCACUGAGACAUUUGGGUUUCCUUCACCUACUGCUGCAGAGCUUUUAGAGUUCAAAAAAAUUACUACAGUUGUCCAAUUGGAGGAUUCCACUGAAACCUUAAAGGAUGAGUAUGGCCCAAUGACUGAGCUGAAUUUUGUUCAGAAGGUCAACACUGGAAAGACUCCGGUCUCAGCCCUGGCUACAAAUGAUGAAAAGUGGGCUCAGAGUGUUAAGAAACUCCUCCGUGCCCAAUCUGGGAGUACCAACGGAGGGUACAGAGAGAGUCAACGAAAUCUGAGCAGUCCAGUCCAGCCUGGUUGGAUGUCGGCCGUGAAAAACGCUUCACUCUGCAAUUCUCCGUCCUUUUCCUCGGCCUUGGGACCAUCAUUCCGGCAGAUUCCGUCAGCAGCUCACUGCGUGGACGACGACGGCCUGCCGGUGCCGCUGGACGCCGUACAGCAAAGACUACGCCAGAUCGAGGCAAGCUACAAGCAGGAGGUGGAGGUGCUGCGGCGGCAGGUCAAGCAGCUGCAGAUGAAACUGGAGAGCAGGCAACACAGCUCGCCACCAUCCGAGCCAGACAUCUACUACGAGGACGACAUUACAUGCCUCCGAGAAUCAGAUGAUGGCGAUGAAGAGGACUCUUUGUCAGCCCACAGUGAAGACCGCCUCAGCGAGGGCAGCUGGGAUCGAGUAGAGAGAAAAGAUACCGAGGUUACCAGAUGGGUUCCAGACCAUAUGGCCUCGCAUUGCUUCAGCUGUGACAGCGAGUUCUGGAUUGCUAAGAGACGCCAUCACUGCAGGAACUGUGGAAAUGUGUUCUGUAAAGACUGCUGCCACCUGAAGCUGCCCAUUCCCGAUCAGCAGCUUUACGAUGCAGUGCUCGUGUGUAACUCGUGCUACGACCUGCUGCUGGAAAGUCGAACGCGGGAACUUCGCUCACAGCAGCUUAAAAAGCCCAUUGCCACGGCCUCGAGCUGAGCACGCUAAUCAGAUUCCCACCCUAUGGGCUUCCCAGGCCCCCUUACAUGGGUGCCCUGAGAGUCACCUGCUGUUUUUUGCAGAGAUGCAACGCCUGCGCUGGUUAGUGAGGAUUCAUGGGUGUUUGUGAGCUGAAGCACUGUAAGGAAGUGGGCAAACAAAAACUGGACUGAGUCGGGGAACGGAUUGAUGACUGAAUGGAGUCUGAAAGAGAGAAAGAAGUGAAGAUUUUUUUUUUUUUUUUUUUUUUUUUUUUUAAAU